CGGCUCGCAGUCGUUUAUGAAUCGCGUGCUCGUACGGACCCACAGCGCGAGAACGAACGUUGAACGAUCUUUUUUGUUCUCGUCUCGUGUUUAUCGGUGCUGAUGAAUGAAAGUGAUUUAUUUUAUUAUUUCGAGAAAAUGCGUGUGAAGUGUUAGUGCUGCUCAAGAUUAGGAUUACCCCCUCCCACCCCUGUUCCCCUUAUUGGAUAUAUUUAUUUGUCAGUGAAGUGAAUUCAGUGGUGUGCAUUUUUUCACCUCUUUCUUUUUAUAUACAUUAACAUGAAGAUUUGUUGACCUAAAAUGUAUCCUAGUGCUGGUAUGAAUGCGGCAGCGGCGGCUGCUGUUGCAGCCGCACGACACCCGGGUCCGCCGCAGCCUGGUCAACCAUUCAAAUUUACUGUUGGUGAAUCAUGUGAUAGGAUUAAGGAAGAAUUUAACUUUUUACAAGCUCAAUAUCAUACUCUUAAAUUGGAUUGCGAGAAGCUAGCGAGUGAAAAAAUCGAGAUUCAAAGGCAUUACGUGAUGUAUUACGAGAUGUCUUAUGGACUUAAUGUCGAAAUGCACAAACAGACUGAAAUAGCAAAGAGACUGAACGCAAUUAUAGCACAAAUUCUACCUUUUCUUUCACAAGAACACCAACAGCAGGUCGCGACAGCAGUGGAACGAGCAAAGCAAGUGACUAUGACCGAAUUAAAUGCUAUAAUUGGGCAACAACGACCAGACUUGCCACGACUAUUGCAGCAAAUGCAUGCGCAGCUACCCGCUCACGCAGCCCCGCCAAUACCCAUGAUGCCUCAUCCCAGUUUGGGUGGCGCUCCUCCAAGUUCAGCAGCGAGCAUUUUGGGAUUAUCGGGAGCGAUACCUGCGCAGCACCCUUUAAACAUGUUGGCCAGUAAACCGGAACUCCAUCGGCCGGACGACGUCAAAUCAAAUAGCGGAUUGAACUCGGCCGAAGAAAGACAUAGGAGUUCGAUAUCUCCAGCGGAAAGGGAAAAAUACAGGCCGCGAACGCCCCAAGAACCAACCGAACUAAAAAAGCCUAAAAAAGAAGAAAAAGACCUCGGUCACCAUAGCGAUGGUGAGAAAAGCGACCAGGACCUUGUGGUUGAUGAUGCCUCAGAGGACCCCAUUUCACCACCAAAUGGUACUGUGUCACCUAGAGAGAAUGGUAUUGAUAAAAUUCCUAAGAAGGAACAUCCGGGUCCACAUAGUCCUCGCUCGGGAACGUCAAGUAACGCAUCUACACCAUCGACGAAAAAAAUGGAAGAGAAACCCUCUACACCGAUCUCCAAACCAGUCACGCCCACUUCAGCGGCGGGCUCGUCAUCGGGUAGCGGAGGAUUAAAACCUGUAGUCAAACCUCCUGCUAUGGGACAAUAUCCUGCUUAUUUAGGGAUGCCGAAUGGUGCUCCUCCUCAUGAACUUCAAGCCGCAGCUGGAGCAGCUGGUUACGGUGCUUUACACAAUAAUUUACCUCCCGCUUUAAACAAUUAUCCUCGACCCCCCUUGCAGGUCGGUUACGACCCUCAUUCACAGAUGAGGGCGCCGGUGGUACCUAGUUUGGGAGGAAUACCGGGUGGCAAACCUGCCUAUUCUUUUCACGUGAGUGCCGAUGGGCAAAUGCAGCCAGUCCCUUUUCCUCCUGAUGCCUUGGUGGGCCCAGGCAUACCGAGGCAUGCGCGCCAAAUAAACACCCUCAACCAUGGUGAAGUGGUAUGUGCAGUAACAAUCUCGAACCCCACAAAAUAUGUUUAUACAGGAGGUAAAGGUUGCGUUAAAGUUUGGGAUAUUAGUUUGCCAGGUUCGAAAACUCCCGUGUCGCAACUCGAUUGUUUGCAACGGGAGAAUUAUAUAAGAUCAGUUAAACUCUUGCCGGACGGUAGAACCUUAAUAGUCGGAGGUGAGGCGAGCAACUUAUCCAUUUGGGACUUAGCAAGUCCCACUCCAAGAAUAAAAGCGGAAUUGACCUCAAGUGCACCUGCGUGCUACGCUUUGGCUAUUAGUCCAGACUCAAAAGUUUGCUUUAGUUGUUGCUCAGACGGGAACAUCGCAGUGUGGGACUUACAUAACCAAACAUUAGUAAGGCAGUUCCAAGGACACACAGAUGGGGCCUCUUGUAUAGAUAUCUCAGCGGAUGGUACCAAAUUAUGGACUGGAGGUUUGGACAAUACAGUGCGUAGUUGGGACCUUCGUGAAGGCCGUCAGCUUCAACAGCAUGACUUCAGUUCUCAGAUAUUCUCGUUAGGUUACUGUCCGACGGGAGAGUGGCUCGCGGUUGGAAUGGAGAACUCCAACGUGGAAGUUCUCCAUGCUAAUAAACCAGAUAAAUAUCAGCUGCAUCUCCACGAGAGCUGUGUACUCAGUUUAAGGUUCGCGGCGUGUGGAAAAUGGUUUGUUUCAACUGGUAAAGAUAAUUUGUUGAACGCAUGGAGGACGCCUUAUGGUGCUAGUAUAUUCCAGUCGAAAGAGUCUUCGAGUGUGCUGAGCUGUGACAUUUCCGCGGAUGAUAAGUAUAUCGUAACGGGUAGUGGCGACAAAAAGGCAACAGUGUAUGAAGUCAUUUAUUAAAAAGACAAUGUAUAAAAAUGAACUUUUAUGCCAAAAUGAGUGUGUAUUGGUUACAUUUUUCUGAUGUAAUGAGCCCAGUAAAAGUUUGGUGUGUGUUUUUCUAGCUGGAGUUUUAAAAUAAAUUUUGGACUAUAUAUUGUGCCAAUUUAUAUCUCUUGUUGACAAAACCUGCAAUUAAAGUGCAAUACUAUUCGAAAAAAAAACCUCAUUUUUACUGGGUUAAUAAGGCAACUCUCUUCAUAGCUUAAAAGUUUAAUGAAAAAUUGUGAUAACUACGUGUAAUAAGUAAACUAUUGUAAAGACGCUGACUGUUUUAUACAUUUUUCUUAAAAAUUUUAAAACAGCUUUUUAAAUAUGAAAAUAAUAGUGAUCUGAUCGUGGUAGUGAUCUCUUGUUUUGAUUUUUCUUGUUUUCUAAUAGUUUGUAAAGUUCAGUGGUUCAACGUAGUUUUUCAGGAAAUAAUGUAAAAAUUAAAUUUGAAUUAAAGUUAAAUAAAUACCAUCAUUCUGUUUUCACACGAAAAUUGCAUUGAGCCAUAUGAAAUGCAACACAAAUUUUGCCGAAAAAGCGAUUAGAGAAGUAAAUAAAAGCAUUUUUCCCGCUAAAAUUUGUAAUUAACCUCUCUGUUAUUGUUAUUUUCGGUAAACAACCGCGUAAAUAAAUAUAUAUAUAUUAUUAUGUACUUUCUUGUAAAUAGCUCUAGCUAAUAUCUGAUUUUUUUAAACUGUCAAAAGUGACACUUUAGUUUUUAAUCUAUUUAAAAGCAACUAGCAGUAAUUCUUUUACUGCAAGUUGGUUUUAAAUUUCUAAUAUAAAUAACUAUAAUUAUUAUCAUUAUUAUAAGUAGAAUCUAAAUACGAAAUUAAAUUUUGAAAUAUCUCCGAUUAUGUGAUUUUCUGUCUGUUGUUUUUUUGUCGACUGCUUAAAAGUAAAAAAAAAAUAAAAAAAUGGAAAAAUUCUCGUGAAAAACAACAUUCAUUUCCUGGUAUUAAAUACUAAUGUAAUUUUUUUUGCUAAAAUUAAUUAAUACUAGGAACAAAAUUGCCUAAAAACCGUUAUUUUAUUAAUUAAAAUAUAUCUUUCAUGACUAUUUUUCCAUAAUUAUUUUUUUUUAAUUCCAACUUUUUCCUUUGUUUGUCUUAAUUAUUAUAUAAUAACAAUACAAGAUGUUAAGUAAUAUCACCUAAAUAUUUCAGGAUAUUAUCAUUUUUAUUCGCUACUCCUAUUACAUCCUUAAAUAUUUACGUAUAUAUCUUAAUACCCUGUAUAAUGUCUCUAUUUUGCGCCAAUACAAUGCACAAUUUUUUAUAUAAAAUUUAAACGCUUUUUAUCGCCUUUUUUAAACAUAAAUAACUUGUUACAAUUUUCAAAUAUUUUAUCAGAUUGAUAACUAUUUUCUGGUAGUAAAGUAUCCAAAUAAGAUAUAACUGGAAAAAACUGAACGAGAUCCCCCAUAGAGGUCAUUGAAUUUGUAGCGGCAUUUUACUACCAACAAAAAUUGUUUAAAAAUUAUGACGCAUUUAUUAUAUUAUUAUAAACAAAAAUUUUAAUAACACAUCCACGCCGCGCGUGCUUAAUCUAUAAUUUUCAUAAAACAUGUUCGAAGGCAGAUUCGUGACAAUUAAGUUUUGCUUGGUUAAAAAAAAAAAUAACGCCCAUAAAUACUACUUAACUCUAAGGAUAAAUUGUACAUAAUAAUUUUAGCCCUAAUUAUUAGCGCGUUGUUUUCUCUUUUUUGUUAUUUAAUAUUUAGCGAAUAUUAAAUGUGGAAGUAAUGCAAAUAAAACGUCUUUAUAUUUGUAAAAUUAGAUGUUAAGAAAAAAACACAAAUACUGCAUUUUUUUGUUAAAAAACAUAUCGAAUUAAAUAUUUUAACUUUGUUUUUAAAGUCGAUUCACAUUCCAUUCGAACACGUCGUAAAUUUUUGGUUUGGAAUCGACUAGUUUUGUUCUGGAUGUGUUCAUUAUAAAAAAUACAGAGUUUAUAAUUUAUAUUGUAUUAUUGUACGUGAUGAUACCUCAGCCUAUUUAAUUAACAAUAGCCCGAGAACGAAAUGUAUUUUUGUCAUAAUGUGAAAAGAAAUAAAUUCUUGUUACUUCCAGGUGAA
Anthonomus grandis grandis is the source of this 4675-nucleotide messenger RNA. RefSeq names its product transducin-like enhancer protein 4. NCBI's taxonomy places the organism in Eukaryota, Metazoa, Arthropoda, Insecta, Coleoptera, Curculionidae. Gene Ontology annotation, biological process: regulation of DNA-templated transcription; negative regulation of canonical Wnt signaling pathway. The record is from RefSeq and is a predicted model, not a curated record. The transcript is spliced from 16 exons. Gene Ontology annotation, cellular component: transcription regulator complex; nucleus. Gene Ontology annotation, molecular function: protein binding; transcription corepressor activity. Bases 301 to 2568 code for a protein of 755 amino acids.